GUGACGCGGACGAGGAGGCGGACGUGGAUUUUGGGACGCUAUCUAGUAAAUUUUCUUCCAGAAAGCAUUAUCACAAAACCACGUCGCACUUUCAGAAUUUACGGCUUCGAGAAGAGGGGGAGGAGGAAGAAGAAGGGAAACCUCGGCGUGGGCCCAAGAACACACCGUACUGGUACUUCUUAAAAUGCAAGGCCCUCAUUAAACAGGACAAGCUGGCAGAGGCUCUGGAGCUGUUUGAGGUGCAGAUGCUGAAGGAAGAACGUGUCCAGCCAGAAGAAAGCAACUACACGGUUCUAAUAGGUGGCUGUGGCAGGGUUGGCUACGUGAAAAAGGCAUUCAGGCUCUACAAUGAUAUGAAAAAACGAGGCUUACUCCCCACUGAUGCCACUUACACAGCCCUGUUCAAUGCCUGUGCUGAAUCACCAUGGAAGGACUCAGGUCUGCAGAGUGCUCUCAAGUUACGGCAGCAACUAAAGAGCAAAAAUCAAGAGCUGAACCUGAUAACUUACCAUGCUCUGCUGAAAGUGUGCGCCUUGUGCUCAGAUCUCAGGAUGUGCUUUGAUGUACUGAAGGAAAUUGUGCACAAGGGUCACGUUGUCACAGCUGAAACCUUCAGCUUCCUUCUCAUGGGCUGCAUAAAGGACAAAGACAAUGGCUUCCGCUAUGCCUUGCAGGUUUGGAAACAAAUGACUAGACUUGGGAUAAAGGCCGAUAGCCACACUUACAAUCUGAUGCUCCGUGCUGCAAGAGACUGUGGAAUAGGCGAUCCAGUUUUGGCUUCUCAAGUACUGCUAGGACCCACUGAAGAGAAUUCAUCUCAGCUAAGGCUUGCACCCAGUAGGCAGAAACAAAAGGCGAGAAGUCAGAGGAAGAAGGGAUCAGAGAGUGCAGCUGCUGUCCAGCUGGAUGUGGAAGCCAUGGAAAAGCAACUGUUUCAGGAGAACUCUGUGCAGCCUGCACAACAGAUCAAGCAACAAAACACAGAUGUGAACUGGGCUGAAACAGAACCAAUACUGGCUGGUCUUGCCAGUGCUAACAUAGCUCACAGCGGGACUGGAGCGUUGAUGAGGACAGACCAGACUGAGACAGAGCAGGAACAAGCAAGCCAAAGCCAGAACCUGCAUUUCUGCAACCUGCCUAACUUACUGGAUUCCAAGAUGCCCGAUGUGGCCACGGUUUCCUUGGGGACAGUAGCCACACCAUCUGAUAGACUGGUUUUGAUGGGGGAUGUGGAGGGCUUCUUGAAUAAAAUGAAAGAGGAUGACGCAGAACCCAACAUUAAAACUUUCACAUUACUGGCUGAGCUGGUGGAACCCCAAAGCCCAUCAGAGUCCUCUCUGUUGGCAAUCCUCAAUGAGCAUAAAGUGAAAGUAGAUGUGACUUUCUUUAACACUUUAAUAAGAAAGAAAAGUAAACAGGGAGACCUUGAAGGAGCAAAGGGCCUGCUGCCAGCUCUAGCGAAGAGAGGAAUAUCGCCUAACCUCCAGACGUUUUGUAACUUAGCAAUUGCUUGCCACCGAGAGAAGGAUGGACUGCAGUUACUCUCAGAUUUGACGAGGUCUGGAGUGACUCCCAACAAAUAUAUCUACAGCACGCUUAUUGCUGCCGCUGUGAGGCAGCUGGACUACCGUUACCUCAUAGAGAUCCUGCGAGACAUGAGGAACAACCAAGUACCCCCCAAUGAAGUUAUCAUAAGCCAGCUGGAAUUUGCAGCACAGUACCCUCCUAAUUUUGACAAGUAUAAGUCAAAGAACACAUACCUGGAAAAAAUUGAUGGUUUCCGUGGCUACUACUAUCGGUGGUUAAAAGUAAUGGCAGGAGAGGAGACUCCCCACCCCUGGGAGAAAUACAGAACAGCUAAACGUUCAGAAAAUGGAAAGAAGGAAGAGGAUGUGCAGGUGCAGGGCCAGCAAGGACAGAAGUUACAGUAAUCAGGAUACUCCAUAUGAUAGCUGAAGUCUUGCAUAUUCCAUGUGCUAGAAGAACUUGGCCUUUCUCCUUAAACUGCCUUGUAGUAAAGCAGCUUUAUAUUUCCAUGAA
Molecule: messenger RNA, 2040 nt
Organism: Struthio camelus australis
Lineage: Eukaryota; Metazoa; Chordata; Aves; Struthioniformes; Struthionidae
Source: RefSeq, a predicted model, not a curated record